AUGGGCGGGGUUACGCAGUCCGACAGGGGGCGGGGCUGGCCGAGGCGUGUCUGUCAGGAUCCAAAACAACAAUCCCAGUGCUGCCCCCGGGUACACCGAGCUGCACAGCGUAACCCUCGCCUGCCACCCCGGGCCGCGCUCCGCCAGCCGUACCCGGCAUACACCGCGCGCCCCGCACCUCCGGCCCGCUGGCACUCACCGCACAGCCCCUCACCCGGCCCUCCAGCUCUCCCUGCUCGUCCCAGCUCCGCUCUCACCGGCUGGAAAAUGGCGGCCUCGGUCUGUGUCAACAUUCAGAUGCUGCUGGAGGCGGCCGAGUACCUGGAGCGGAGAGAGAGAGGUGAGAGAGAGCCCUGCCAGCUGUAUAAUAAUAAUAAUAAUAAUAAUAAUAGAGAGAGCCCUGCCAGCUGUACAAUAAUAAUAAUAAAAAAUAAUAAUAGAGAGAGCCCUGCCAGCUGUAUAAUAAUAAUAAUAAUAAUAAUAAUAAAUAAUAAUAAUAGUAAUAAUAGUAAUAGAGAGAGCCCUGCCAGCUGUACAAUAAUAAUAAUAAUAAAUAAUAAUAAUAGAGAGAGGUGAGAGAGCCCUGCCAGCUGUAUAAUAAUAAUAAUAAUAAAUAAUAAUAAUAGUAAUAGAGAGAGCCCUGCCAGCUGUACAAUAAUAAUAAUAAUAAAUAAUAAUAAUAGAGAGAGCCCUGCCAGCUGUAUAAUAAUAAUAAUAAUAAUAAUUAAUAAUAGAGAGAGGUGAGAGAGCCCUGCCAGCUGUACAAUAAUAAUAAUACAAAAUAAUAAUAAUUAAUAAUAAUAAUAGAGAGAGGUGAGAGAGCCCUGCCAGCUGUACAAUAAUAAAUAAUAAUAAUAAUACAGGCUGCACAAACUGUCAUAAUAAUAAUAAUUAAUAAAAGAGAGGUGAGAAAGCCCUGCCAGCUGUACAAUAAUAAUAAUAAUAAUACAGGCUGCACAAACUGUCACACACUAAUAAUAAUACAGGCUGCACAAACUGUCACACACUAAUAACAACAAUAAUAAUAAAUAAUAAUACAUAAUACAGGCUGCACAAACUGUCAGACACUAAUAAUACAGGGUGCAUUGUAUGUGUGCACAAACUGUCAGUGAGCUACACACAGUAUGCUGUGUAUGUGCCCAGUACUGUGUGAUUUCAGUUUCACUUUGUGUGUGUGUGUGUGUAUAUAUAUAUAUAUAUAUAUAUAUGUAUAUGUAUGUAUGUAUAUAAACAUGAUUCCUUAUGUUCAUGAAUACACAGAUUGUGUGAGUGAAAAGGGUCUGAUCUGCGUGAGUGAAUGGGCAUGGAUCCCCGCGUAUGCGUGAGUGAAUGGGCAUGGAUCCCCGCGUAUGCGUGAGUGAAUGGGCAUGGAUCCGCGCGUAUGCGUGAGUGAAUGGGCAUGGAUCCGCGAAUGUGCACAGAUAUGUGAGUGAAUGGGCAUGGAUCCGCGAAUGUGCACAGAUAUGUGAGUAAAUGGGCAUGGAUCCACGAAUGUGCACAGAUAUGUGUGAGUAAAUGGGCAUGGAUCCGCGAAUGUGCACAGAUAUGUGUGAGUAAAUGGGCAUGGAUCCGCGAAUGUGCACAGAUAUGUGUGAGUAAAUGGGCAUGGAUCAUGUGUAUGUAUGAAUGGACACCGAAUGUCAUGGAUAAAUAUAGAUUUAGAAAGCUAGUUUAUGGUGUUUAUCAACAGAAUGCUUGUUGAUGUAGGUUUUUUGAGAAGAUAAAUGUGUACAUUUUCUAUGCACUGUCUGUGGCAUUAAAACCUCUUAUUUACAACUUAUUCUAUUCGCAGUGCCACAUAAUUAACAUUAUAUAAACAUCCACAGUAGCAAAAAAAAAAAAUGAUUGUAUGCAUGUCUGUGUGUGUGUGUAUAUAUUAAUGUGUUAUUUAUUUCCUCUCUUUAGCAUAUCUAAAUAUUGACAAUAUGUGUUCAGGUCAUGCAUGGAGAAUGAUGUAAAUACUAUUUUUAGAUUUGUGCAUUGAUGUUCCUUUUUUGUAUGUGUGCUAUUACCAUUUGGGUAGAAAAUACUCAUAAGCGUGGGUCCUUCUGAAUUCAUCAAAGACUAGUAUGUGAUUGCCUUAUAGUCAUAUAGGAAGACUUAAUUAUUUUUUUUUUGCCAUGUUGAGCCUGUCAGUUUCUUUCGCUGCAUGAUUCAACCAUCUAUACAGAUUUUAUUUCCUGCUUGUAGGUGGGACAUAAGCUGUGUAAUAUUUUUUUCUUUAAUAAACAAUUACAGAGCAGCACAUGCUACCUUUAGUGCAUUAGUAUGUUUAGUGUUUGGCAUCAAAUUAUUUUUCAUUAUCAGUAACUAGGUGUCUAUUAUCAUGUUAAUAUAUGGCAUAAUUCACAUGCUACUGCAAUGUUUUGCACAAAUAUGGAGCCUUGUCCUUCUCUAUGCUCUCUCGUAGCAAUGUAGAGAAAUAUAAGCACCUUCUAAAAAUAGAGGUCAUUUGCAUUAAAAAAAAAAAAAAGACAAAAAUUCGGGAGCUUCUAAAAGAAGGAAGGUCAGCAGCAUUUAGAUGCACAGCAUGACAUAUAUAUCUAUCUAUCUAUCCAUGUUACUUGAGGUGCAAAAGAGAGACCUGAGAGAAUUAUUUUUUUUCCUCACAAGGAAUUGAAUCUAUUUUUUUUUUUUUUUAAUGAAUGUAUAUGUAUUUUUAAAAACUGUGACACUCGGACUGGCUAUGAAAAACAGUUGCAUGGCAAUAGUUUUCUGCUGGAAAUUCCUCUGUAUAAUUCACUGUAUAAUGUUUGACUAAAUCAGCAUGCUCUGUUGAAGAUGUUUUGAAAUAGGUUUUUCUUUAGUUCUAGAAGGUAGGGGUAAAAUAAGCUUAGCUCUUUGUGUACUGUUUGUAUUUCACCAAUAUUCACUGCAGACGUUUUGAGUGUGUGUGUUUUUUCUUGUAUUUUUUUUUUUUUUUUAAAAAAGGUGUGUGGUUCCUGCAAGUCGUCAUUGCAUUUUCUUUGUGUAAAGUACAAAUGUCACAACACACAAUUUUCUACUAUUAUGUUGACACUAGCCGUUUGUCUUAUAAGAGAUGAAAGUCAAGGCCGCAAUUUUAAUUUGUUGUAAAAUUAUAAUUUCAAUAAAUGCCUACGCCAUAUUAAGAUUGGUAGAUCUAAAUAUUGUGAAUGUCUUCAUUUGAAGCCACAGAGCUUACGUGUGUAUUUUAUAAAUAACUGGAUACUAGUUACAUGGAUUGGAUUUUAAAAUUUAUUUUACUUUGACUUUAUUUUAGCACAAUCUAUUUCCAACCACAUCUAGAAAUGAUUGGUUUUGGAGCAAAUCUUGAGGGAAAUUAUAUUAAAAAAAAAAAAAAAAAGGUGCUAUUUUAGGUGCAAAUUGCUAAAUGUUGAGAUGCGUUCUUUUGGUUUCCAUGGUGAUGACUUCUUAUUUAGCACUUUGCCCUCAAAUAAAACCUUCAUACAUUUUUGAACAAUACAGUUUUCGCAUGUCUGGCUUUAUGUGUUUAAGAAAAAAGAAAGGAUUACAUAGCCUAUUAAUUCUCAUGUAACAUGUUUAUUCCGCUCUGUGUAGAAGCCGAACAUGGUUAUGCUUCCAUGUUACCUUCGAAUAGCAAGGAGAGAGAGAACAUGAAGAGGAAAAGCAAAUCAAAGAAGAGCAACAGUAGCAGGUAGGAAAAAAACAACAAAAAGGCCUUGUUUUUCAAAGAGCUUUAUCAGUUUGCCAGUGCAGUGCACAUGUGACAUUUGGCAGGCUGCAAACCUCCUGUGGAUUCAGGCCUUCUCCAGCACAGAGGAACAUCUUUUCAAUGGUGUUAAUGUUUCCAUAAUCGGCAUCAUGUGAAAUAAAUAAAUAAAGCUGGAACUGUACAAAUCAUUGGAUUGAGAAGCAUAAUGGAGGAGAAUUUAAAAGCAGGAUGUCUUUAUUAAUCACAGCCAUGGUUUAUAAACCGUAUUAAACAAAAAUGUGUUUUUGUAAUAUGCUGAAAUACAAACAUUUGGUGGGAAUUAACACUUCGGCUUUAAAAGGGAUGAAUAUCACAGUUUUAUUUUUAGCAACAACAAAUACUGCAAUGCUAAUGUGGCAGACAGCAGUUUAGAUUAUAAUGACCUGUACACAUGCUUCCGUUAACACUAAACUUGGAAUUUUAGUGACAUGACAUAUAAGUUACAAAAUCCAAUCCAAAAUUGUUCCAUUUUGGAAUAAUACUUUCUCAGCUUUUCAAGCCUACAACUUGCAAGUCUGUUGUUGAUUCAUUUAUCUCUGUUGGAGAUGAUUGUAAAACAUAUACUACACUGUAGAAAAAUGGGUAGCUCAUGACAGAUAUAUUUUCAUAUGUUCUAAUGUGUAAUUUAAGAAAAAGUCAUUUAUUGGAUUUUAGAAUGUGUUAUGCACUGCCAUUGAGUCCAUUGUUUCAUUGGGCUUUCCCAUGAGUGAUAAGUUCAGUAUGGUGGGUGUAAUGAUUGCAAUAAAUGCUAAAUACAAGAUAAAAUUAGUCGGGAGGGGAUAUAAUCUUUAUGUAAUUACCUCCUUUAGAUUUUAUCGCUGUUGAUGGAAUUAGACAAUCUGCAGAUAGGAAAAACAAUGUUUCAAUUAGAUUGUAUGAUUCAUGCUACAGACAUUUUAAAUUUGUUAAUUCUCUGUAGAUAGUUUUAACAAUAAUGCAACCCUCUUGGGCAUUCUUAUGAUAUAUAUGCAGAUUUUCUUUAUGAUUUAAAGUAAAAAUAGAAAUCUACUUCUGAUUAACCUUAGCUGUGGCACAUCACCCUUCUUUUUAAAGUAGUAAAUUUCUACUGACUUUUAUUCACCUGUUUGCUGGGCUAACAAUUGCCACCACAGCUGAAAUCAUCUAUCCCCAUAGGGAAGCAUUGGAAGGCUAUUGCACAUGCGCUGCAAGGCAGCAUCUCCUCAAAGAGAUGCAUUAAAUCAAUACUAGAAUGUAAGCUUGUAUGAGCAGGGCCCUCAGCAACCAUUUUAUAUAAUAUUGCAUCUUUUUUGGGAGCGCUCAGCAUCUCAAUGCAGCGCAUAGAGACACUAAAUGUCAGUCCUGCAGUCAGCUUGACAGCCACUUGAAGGUGAAUUUAGGGAACAGUGUAAACAUUGCCUUUUCUCAAAAUCAGGCAGUGUUUUCACUGAUGAAGCUGCCGGUACAUCCUAUAUGACCAGAACCACUACAUUAAAGGACCACUCCACACUCAUGAAAUAAGUAAAUUAUGGUGGAACAGACUUGUAUUAGUCAAAUUCCAGCUUUUGUUUUGAUUUAGAACUUGCACAAUUUCCUCUGUCCUUAGUGGGUUAAGCUGACAUGGUUCUGCCUGUAGUGUCCCUUUAAGCUUUAUCAUUCUGUGUGUGAAUAUUUUUAUUGGCAUUUCUACAAAGAUAUUUGCAAAAGCCAGGUGGGCCCUGUCUGUGAUAACAAUGACUAUGAAACCUUUCAUUUUAUGGAAAUACCUCUAGUGGCUGUGUACCUGGCAACCAGUGAAAGCAUCACUGUUUUUCAUAAACUGCAGUGUUUACUAAGAUUAAAGGGACACUAUAGUCACCAGAACAACUACAGCUUAGUUGUUCCGGUGAGUAUAGUCAGUCCUAGCAAGCAUUUUGCUAUAAACACUGUCUUUUCAGAGAAAAGGCAGUGUUUACAUUGCUGCCUAGGGACACCUCCAGUAGCCACUCCUCUGAUGGGCACUGGAGGUACUUCCUGGGGCAGUGCUGAACAGCUGGCGGCACUGAUAUUCAGGGUCUCCAUCCUCUGCAUGGAGACACUGAACUUUCCUCAAAAAGAUGCAAUUCAUCUCAAGGAGGAGAUGCUGAUUGGCCAGCGGUGUGUUUGGUCCCGCUCCCGGCCCGCCUCCUUGGCAAUCUCAGCCAAUCUAAUGGCUAUGGGAAAGUAUUGUGAUUGGUUGAGAUUAUCAGUUCUGAUUAUGCCAACCUCGGGGGUGGAGCCAAAUGUUGGAGUGCUGGAGUGAAUUCUUCCCUGUGGUCCUGUGGGGUUGGCUGCAGCUCGGCGGUCUGUCGGGCAGGCAGGUGCACAGUGGAGGCGGGUGGCGAGGGAGCUCUGAUCCUCCUGCCCAGCUUCCUCACGCACCUCUCAGUGAUGCCGGGGCCGGAGUGACGUCUUAUUCCGGCACCUGCAUCACUGCGGUGCGCGCGAGAAAGCUGAGCAGGGAAGAGCUCGGGAGGGUGCUCCCUUGCCGCCAGCCUCAGGGGUCCCUGAGUUGGCCAUCCGGCCAGCUCUUGGGUGGCCCCCCAGGACAAGAGCCUGCAAGGCAUCUGCCAGGGCGAUUGGGGGGGGGAGUGGCUUUUUUUUUUUGCCGCUCCCUGAAAGUGCCACCCAAGGCAAAUGCCUUGUCAGCCUUGCGCUGGGUACAUCCAUACAUUUGUUGUAGAGGUUCCCUAAGUUUCAACAAUAUUGGUCAAUAAACUCUUCUCAGGAAAGUAUUUCCUGUAACACUAUGGCUGGCUUGAUUAUAUUUUGCAGGUGUCAUCUACUGCUUAGAGCUAGCAAUAUAAUAAGUAAAUCCCAGAUGUAAAUGAGGCAGAAAUUGCAAAGUGGCUUUUCUAGGAUUUUGUUUAGAGUUACACUUUGUUUAUUUUGGUCUAUUUUUGAGUUGGCUCACUGUUUAGUGAUUACUAUCUAAAGGUCUGUGCUUGAGUUUUUUUAUUUUUUAUGAAAUCGUUUGGAAAUAACUGGUGUCUGCAGUAGAAGUAUUUCUUAGUCAUGGAUAACCUUUUGCAGAAACUCCAGCUGUUUUAGCGUCUGCCAUUUUGUGCCUGAGAAUGAGAAACCACGCCAUCUGGAUUUUCAAUUACUAAGUCACAUGAGACACAUCUGGCAUGCAUAGAGAUAAAAGGACACUCCAAUGCCCAAAUAGAAAUAAUAAAUAGAAAUUAAAACAUGCAUGCAUUUAAUUAUGCACUUUUUCAUUGGGAGUGUAUGUAAAAAAAAUUAACAAGCCCUCCUCUUUUACCUUAGCCCAGACUUUCUGUGUUUGUCCAAUCAGACGUUCCAGUGCAGCUCAAUGAGAAGUGUUUGCAAGGCAGGUGCUGUGGGCAGUUGGCUGCCUCUUGAGUUUAUUUUCACUGAGCUAAACAACCAGGAAUUAACAGGACUGGUGGUCUGAAUGACAGCUUUAAGGUGUAUAUAACAAGGUUCAUUCAAAAAAUUGCCAAUUUCUAGUGAAAUAUGUACUUUUCUUUUUCUUUUUUUUUCUUUCUUUUUUUUUUUUUUAUGUGCAGAGUAGUACAGAUAGCCUUGCAAGGCCACAGUAGCAUUAGCAAGCGUACGAUAAGUCAUACAUAAUAUUUUCAUGGUAUUGAUGAGUAAGCACAUUUUUGUUAAUAAUAGGGUUGUUACAGGCUAGAUAACAUACGUCCAGGUUGCUAUAUUGCAGUAAAUGCUCAAAAUUAUGUUGACCAGCUGGACUGUAAGAGUAGAUUAAGGAAACAGAGUAAUACAGCGAUUAUCAAAGAGAAGUGUUCCUCAGUACACAUAGGUUGGGUAAACCGUCAAACCAUCAGGUAUAGGUCACGUAGAGUAUAGGCUGGUUAGAGGACACAUAAUUCAGGCAUAAUUAGCUUAGCAGGGUGGGUACCGUUUAAGUAGGGCUGUCAUAUAUAAGAUAAAACCUGCCAGUUAUGCCAUUAGGAAAGGUACACGGAGGCUAUUGAUUGGAGACAUAUGUUAAGAAUAAACAAAAUACUGAGAAACAAUCUUAAAUAAAAUAUAGGCAAUUCAUAGGUAAGACAAUGCUUUUGUAAAAGAUAAAGGUUUAGGUUAACUUAAGAACGUAAAAGCAGAUUUAUAACAGGAGUCCAUCAAAUUAAACAGGGUCUGUAAUGUCAUCACUUUAAUGUGCCAUCAGGCAGCCUGGGUCUUCUUACCCCCUCAUCCAAUGCCCAGUCUGUGGGGAGAUCGUUGGUCGCUCUGCAGUAGGCAAGCUUCAUGCAGGAUAACUUUUGUAAGAGUGUGAGGAUGUGCUGCGUCUGAGUGCCACAUGGUGUUCCUGUAUAAUGAUCCGCCAUCUUGUGGGGCUGUGGAUGUGAGAGUGCCGUUAGCUUGCUUCCCACUGCCACGUGCUUUCUACUGGGUUUUCCAAGCCUCCGUGGGGUGACAGGCAUGCGUCUUUUCAGUGAUCGCUGCAUCUUGCGGGGGCGUCGCUGGUCCGUCUGGAUGCAUGACGGCUCUGGGUGCUUUGCGGGUCUGUGCAAGCAGGUCUGUGGUUUCACAGGUUCAGCUGUGUGCUGGUCAGGUUUUGGUGUACCCGGCUGCCGUGCUGCCAAUUUUGCCCAGAAUCUGUCGAAGACUAAAUUUAUUCAUAUUGGAUGCCACUCUGCAAUACUGCCCAAGAGGCAUUGGGUGUAGUGGUGGGGAGCCUCCUGGGACUGAGAUGUCCCCCGCUGCUCCAAAGGGGGGAGGAGGAGAGGCAGAUGUCCGCUAUGAUUAGUAGGAGUCAGCGCUGGAGAGCGGCCCUCUCUCUGACACCUGAUGCGCUUGUAUGCUGCAGAAGGUUGAGCUGGUAAUCCGGACCUGAAAGGAUCCGGGUUUGGUGUCAGUCAGAUCACCGCGAUCCCUUCUUUUCAGCCCGUGAGUUUUGCGGUAGAAUCCGCUGCCUGACUGCAGGUAAUUGUAGUUUUAGCUUAUUGAGCUCAGGAGCUCGUGCAAUAUGCGUCCGUUCGGCUAGCCAGUCAAGCCCCGCCCAAAUAUGUACGUUUUGUAAAAGAAAAAAAAAAGGACACACUCUUGACACAUACUGCAGCAAGCUAAAGUGCAUUUGGUCUGUAGUGUUACUUUAAACUAACAUUGUAACAUAUUCUACCACAUCAAAAUUUGGUUACUCUGCAGUUAUAUGAGUUUGUUUUCUUGCUCACGUGCUUCUAACCCAUGAUGCAUUAAUCUCUAUUACCAAGUAGUUUGUAAAUCCUUUGCAGAAGUCUAUCACAGUCCUUCAUGUGUUUGUGAUUGUUCACGUUUAUUGUGAAACCAGACUUAAGAAGCAUAGGGUGGGUUCUGCUUUUGUAUGUAAAAAGGAAUCUGUUGAAUCAUUAACGUGCAGGGCUUUCAUUCUCUUUCUUAAUCAUGUCUGCUGCCUACGUAUUUCAAGUUUCUCCACAUGACAAGACUCCUCUCUGCUGACGAAUCAGAUGUUGAUCUGAUUGUUCUUUUUCACUGCAGAUGUCAAGAGCUGGGGAAACACAAGAUUAGGACAUUAGUGAAGUUCCUCUUGCAUUAUAUGCCAUUUCUGUAUUUUAAAAAAAAUUAUUAUAGACCUUCAACUUCUCAUAGGAGUAUGGCACCGUAGGUUGAAAAUAGAUGCCAGAGUAUGGUUUGCAUUUACAGAGGUCCCAUGUUUUUGACACUUUUGUUUUCUAACACAUCAACCAUUUACAAGCAUCCAGUGGUUAUAGUAUAUAGCGGAGUCAACAAAAUAUAUUCUUUAUGGUUUUGGGUGUGCCAGCUAUUUAUUCCAUCAAAUAAGUGUGUUUCCAGUGUAAUAUCUAAUAAUUAGGACAAUUCUUGUUUUCAAUUUAUAUAUAGGGUUUGCAAAUAUAACAUUACAAAUGUUUGUUAACAUUUCGUAUAAUAAUGCUGUGCUACACUGAAUUUUUAAAGACAAUGAAGUGUUUUUUUGUGUGUGUUUAUUGUUGUGGGUUUUUUUGCCUCCUGUUACUUAAAUUACUUUAACAGUCUUUACCUAAUAGGCUUUCUACUAGAGCUUUAAUUGUAAUAAAUGUUGUCAAAUAGUCUGAGCUUAUUCUUAAAGGGACUCUCCAGUGCCCGGAGAACAAAUCAAUUUUCCUGGCACUGCAGGAUCCUGCAGUGCCCCCCCUCCCUCCCACCCACAUCCCAUGUUGCUGAAGGGUUUAAAACCCCUUCAGUGGCUUACCUGAAUCCAGCGCCUAUGUCCUUCAGCGCUGAGUCAGGCUCUGCCCACACUCUUCUCCUGUCGAUGUCAGCUGGCGCGGGAGAUCUAAUGCACAGCAAUGGCCACACGCGCGCCUUAGACCGCCCUUUCCUAUGGGGAUUCCGGCAACGCCGGAGGUCCUCAUGCAUAGUGUGAGGACGUCCAGCAUCAUUUAAAACACUUUUCGUGUUCUAAGACGUUGGAAGUCCCUCUAGAGGCUGUCUGUUAAAAACUGCAAUAAUUACACUUUCAGGGUUAAGGGUGAUGGGAGUCUCCAAUGGGCAGAAGUGGUCUGUGUUCCUGUAGUGUCUCUUUAAUGCUGUGGCCAGAUCAAGCUAUGGAUUGAUACAAUUGCAAAUGUUCCAACUGAAAUGUGAUUGUGUAGUUGUCUUUACCAUAAAAACAGACGGCCAUACAGCUUACAUAAAGAAAGUUUGAGCCUCACAGACUUCCUUUAUGUAUGACAUUAUCCCAUAAGUAUUGUUACAAUGGAUUUUGAACAUUUGUUUUUUAGAAAAUUAAAGAAAAAUGUAAUUAAAAUCUCACAUUUUCAGAGUACUAAUAUUUCCUUUAUUGUAAUAACAAUAUCAUGUGAUAAAGUGAUUACUUUUAACAAGGCCUUACUUUCAAACUACAUGCUUUGAGCAUAGUAGACCACAUGGCUGAAUGUCUCUGCAAGGCCUUGAAUGCUAUACUAGAAUAGAAACUAUUUCCAUUUCUGACAUGGAACACAAAAAAUAAACCUAGCAUGCCAGAUCAUAGCCAGGUUUCUGUUUUUGUUUGGGCUCUAGACUACUAUGUUAUAAUAUCUCUAUUAAAGUGAUGCCAUUUUGAAGAAAUUAAAACUCCACCCAAACGCCAUGUUCCAUUGAUAUUGUAAAUUAUUACUUCCAUAUCAUCCAUUGCUUUGAAUUUUGUCAUUAGUUUCUUUGUGUAGUCUAUAUUUUAAAAAUGUACACAAAGAAACAACCUUGUCUCCUGAUAUUGUUUAGCUGUAGUUGUAUAGUGAUGUAAGGAUACACAAGGCACUUUUCUUGUACUGCUAUUUUGAGUACUUCAAAUGUAAAUCGUAAAUAUCCUUUGUUUCUUUCAAAUGUUGUUAUUUUUAUGAUUAUUACUUAAAAAAAACUAAUUAGAAUUUUUUGUCAAUGUUUUAAGAAUCAACAAUGUGUAAAUAUUAUGAUAUGUGAACAUUGACACAAUAAAUAUCAUUUGUUUCUUAAUCCAUACUCAAUAUCUGUGUGGAUGUUUGACAGAUCUGCUAACAUUCUUAGUUUUAUGAUGAGUUUCCCACUGGCAUAAGCAGUACUUCUGAUUGUUUAAAUGUUGUAUCGUCUUAAUCUGCCCUUAUUCUAUUCAGAAAAUCUGCUUUUUUUUAAAGGUAUGAUUUAAGAAAUUUUCAAUUCACUUGCUUGUCAUAUCCAAUCCCUUCCAGAUGGUCUUCAUUUCGAGUGUUCAAUUUGCAGGCCUGAAUUGGUUCCACUGUCAGCCUUUAGUUUGUUUUUCUAUCUGUCCUUCAUUGUCUAUCUCUGUCUAUUUAUGAUUAUAUAUAAUAAAUAUAUUAUAUAUAUAUAUAUUUAUAAACUCGCAGCUCCCAUAAUCUGAUUUUAAAGCCCAGUCUGUAACCUUUCUUUAGGUCUCUUUUCCUCUCUAGAAUCCACAUUAUUUAAAAUAUUUUAUUCAAAAAAACAAUCUCUUUAUUGUAUCUUCAUUUAUUAUAGUUUUUUUGGGGGGGAAAUCUAUCUCACCACAGGCUGAAUAUAAUAGGAAUGCAUUAAGGCAUUAAGGCAUCCCCACCUCUUCAUGUCCCUGAGUUGCAGUAAAACACCAAGAUCUUCAACCAGGAAAUGUUUCAGCCAAUUCUGGCCACUCUGUAGUUUUCAUUGAGAGAUCUGUGCAUUUUCAGUAAACACUUUAUACUGAAAGCAUAUUGUACUCCUAUAGCUUUCAGUGGGAUAGCUAGAGGUUGUCAGUAUCCCACAGAGUAAAAUCAGGAAUUUUGUGCGUAGAUUGCUGUUGAGAAUUAUGUACAUUUUAAAAUUUUUAUUGCAUUUUUUUCCAUCUUUUUUUUUUAAUAAAUAUUUUUAUAAGGUAUCCUAUUUCUUGCAGGGUAUGAAAUAUUGGCCUAUAAGCAGCAUAAUUAUCAGUUUUCCCCUACUGAAGGUGUGAUUAAAAAAAAAAAUUAGUCAAAUCAGUUACCCUACUUGUAUAUUUGUAAGGACAAGAUAAUAUGUGUAGCAAUGUGGCUUGGUAAAAUGACACCACAGUGCAAAAGGGCCUGUAUGUGGUCAUAAUGCCUACAUACAGUAAAUAUAGUUACAGCUAUUAUUCUGUACAUUACCUUUUAAGUAGCCACAGUAUCUUCCUAACCAUAUAUAUGCUGUACUGAUUGACAUGUAUGCUUUUCCUUCCUACCCCACCCUUAGCUUUAUAGUACAUUAAAGAAACACUCCAAUCCCCUUUACCACUACAACCCCUAACGUCUUAGUUUGGUGGUGCUCCACUACUGCUCGGCAAGAGCUGGAAGCUCUUUGCACUGAGUUAAGCUCAGCUGUACAGGAUUUAUCUCAUUGGCUGAGACGCUCUCAGCCUGUACUGCUCUGUAGUGGACAUGGUGCUUGGGUAAUUUAUUCCAAUUUCUCCCAUUUGUGUGCUUACUAAGGGGAAGGUGGGAAGAGUGUUCUGCCAUUUCAAGUCCCAUUGCAGAUCUUUACAGGGACAGAAUGAAAGUAGUUUUGUGGGAAAAAUUUUGUGUUGUAUUGUUUUGCAAUGUAAAUUGAAAGUGUAACCAUUUAUCUGUGAUUUUAGUGGUAAAUGUGUGUAAGGGAAAUUAAGAUUUUGAUUCACCAACUCUAUGGUCUUCUGUUGGCUUUAAAAUUUUAAUUACCAUGCUAUUACCCGGCUAAUAUUAGAAGGAAGGAUGUGACUAAUAUAUUGACUAUUUUUGUAUUUCAGGUCAACCCACAAUGAAAUGGAGAAGAACAGGUAUGUCUGGUUAUUUUACAGAAAUAUUUACAUCCAUAUUUAUUUGCUUGCUUCAUCUUUUAUAAUCCAUUUCCAACCCCUGCCCAGGUGACAUCUCAUUACUGAGUAGUCCACCCUUGUAUCUACAGAAACCUGUUCUGUUUUGUUUUCCUUGCAUUUUUGAGUCACUAUUUGUCCAUUGCUGGGUGAACUUGAAGAGAAAAUGUGUGUCACGUUCUGGGAUCUUUGUAUAUUUUGCAAAGACCACUGAUGGUGACUUUACAGCUGGCAGUGUGGUGGAUGCAGAGUGCAGGGAAAGAUAGGUUUUACUUACCUGACACGGAUGGCCGCCCCCAUCUACUAUUGUGGGGUUAUCUCAAACUCCUGGUGCUUAGUCUGCUAGGAGCCAUCGGCACUGUACUAUUGCACAUGCGUGAGUGUAUAACACUUGAUGUCUAAGUAGUCCCUACUUUGCUUUAUGGUAUCUUUUUUUAAAGAAAAAUGUCUCUGUAUGAAAUACUCAUUUGGGGUGGGGGGUUGUGAUUAGCAUUACAGCAUUUUAAAUAUUCCAUUUUAAUAAUUUGUAUAAAACCUUUUUAUAUUUUACAUGAACAGGCAAACUAUUUAAUUUCUGCUAAUAUUAAUAUAGAGAACUAUUUCUACAUGUUAAAAUAAAACAAUACUAAAUAAUAUUGCGAAACCCUGUAAUUAUCAAUUUUUGUUUGUUUAGGAGUAAAAUGUUUCAGAGUAUAUUCAGUUCUGAAUGCUAAAGGCAUAUAUGCAGCAAAGUUUGUACUGUUUUCAUUUAAAAAAGCAUUGAUUCUUACAAUUUCUAUGUAAUUAGUAUUUAUUUAUCUAGCAUGAUUCUCUAAGAGGGUGCUUUUGUCUUCUAAAUAUGGAGGACGUUGCCAUAAACUGUAUGCACCUUCAUACCAUGGAGUUCUCAUUACUUGUAGAUUUCUGGGAUAAAAUUAUGAACAUGUGUGCAUUUUACAUCUGUCUGUGUUUUGAGGAAAUCCUUGCAGUCGGCACCAAAAUGUUGAUAUAGCAAAAACUGCUUGCUGUAGGUGAGUCAUGCAGAAAGCUAGGCGCCCGACUGCUUAUAACCAUUUUACACUGGGUGAUUGGAAUUUUUGGCCUUUAUGUAGUGGUACCAAUGUACAUGUGCUUGCAUUUGUCUUGUACGGUAGGGUUUUAGGUAAUAAAAUAUGUUUGUGCUACUCUAUACUUUGUACCAAAAUAUUUUUUCCAAAAUUCUGCAGUCUGAAACUGUGCUUUAAUGUAUUAUUUUGGGUUUAGUUGAUUUUUUUUUUUCCUUUCUUGCAUUUAGACGAGCACACUUAAGGUUAUGUCUAGAAAAGCUAAAAGUAUUGGUUCCUCUUGGUCCUGAAUCCAAUAGACAUACUACCUUAAGCCUAUUAACCAGGGCAAAAUUGCACAUAAAGGUAAGUUAGGAGUACAGUAGCUAACCCACCUGUUCUGAUGUCUGCAAGUACGUAACUAGGGUUGCUCUUUGAUUUACAGAAACUUGAAGAUUGUGACAAGAAGUCACAACACCAAAUCGAACAGUUACAGAGAGAACAGCGACACCUAAAAAGGCAGCUAGAAAAAUUUGGGGUCGAAAGGAUACGGAUGGACAGUGUAGGAUCUGCUAUGUCUUCGGAGAGGUCGGAUUCUGACCGAGGUAAGUACUUAUACUUGAGUGUGUGUGUUUGUAUAUAAAUAUAUUUGUUAUAUUACAGGUUCGUAAUUUUUUUUUGUUUGUUUUUUUGUUUAGCCGUGGAAAUUGACAAAUAUGUAUGAAAAAUGUACAAAUAUAUUGCCUGCUGGAAUGCACAUUUACAAUUUUUAAUAAGGGAUUUUUGUGCAGGGUACUGGCGUGUAUGAGAGCCUUUUGGAUAGGUCUUCACCAUUUAAGGCUUUCUUUUUAACUCUUGAUAGCAGUGGCACAUUUGCCUUGAAUUCAGCAGCUCAUCAGUUUCUGAUCUAAAAAAUACAGGCUGCUAGGAGCAUGUUCUGCCAACCACCAAUAGGCAACUAGUAUAUCGUGAGCUCCCAUUAAUUCCACUGUGCAUAGGAGAGGAAAUGUAUAUAAUAUAUUUAGUGUGACAGGAAUUGCAGGUUACUUAGACAUUUGUUAUAAUCAACUGUUAUUAAAGCAAACAUCUAAAAAAUAAAAUGGGCACAAUUAUUUUAUUUAAUUAUGGUUCCAAUAUAAUUUUUGAUUUGACUUCUUUUAAUCUGUAUUUGCAGAAGAAAUUGAUGUGGAUGUUGAAAGCACAGACUAUUUAACUGCAGACCUGGAUUGGAGCAGCAGUAGUAGCAGCGUGAGUGACUUGGAUGAGAGAGGGAGCUUGCAAAGCCUCUGCAGUGACGAAGGAUACUCAAGUGCUGGCAUUAAAAGGAUACAACUACAAGACAAUCCCAAAGCCAGUGUGACCCUAUAAAUCAUCUUUUAAACAAGGUGAGGGGGUGGAGUUUCAAACAUCCCAGCAGUUCUCCCCCCACCCUAGGUUUCCCACGUCAGAUACUGUCUUAUCUAGCAACUGCUUCACACCAUAAUCUUGCACGUGAACUGUCCCACUCAGACUUUCUCCCAGCUCUGGUUCCUUACCCCUUCCCUAUAGCUCCUGAGAAGUACAUGGCUGUCAGUUUACACAAUAAAGAUGAUAUGCUGUCCCAUCAGCCUGUACUUCUCCAGUAGACAACAUUCCAGAAACACAAUGAAGCACUCGAAGGAAAAAAAAUAUAUAAAUAUAUAUAUUUCUAUCUGUGUACUGGGAGCUAAAGCGCUGUUCUGGUAAUGCAGUAAAGUGGUAACUGUUAUUCCACUUGCUCACCAGGUCAUCACCACAUCUUUACCCACUAAAAAUGGCCAAAACACAAGGUCUUGGUAUAUUUCUGUAACACCAAAACCUUUUAUUUGUGGGAUGUUGUUUUUGGUUUUUUUUUCUCAUCACGUGGGAUUCCAAUCUGGAAAUGGUAUGAAGGAUUAUGUCAAAAGCCUCUUGCUGUACAGCAAGGCCUUAGUUUACAGCUAAUUAUUUCCAAUGAGAAGCCACCAGGAAUCGAUGCAUAGGACGUGCAUGUUAACUCCUUGGUUCUGGCUUAGAAUGGUGAGAAUGCUGCUAACCUGUUUUUUAUUUUUUUCACAAAAUUGUGCAUUUGGUUUUAUUUUUGCACUGAACCCAGCACAGUCUAAAAUACAAAGCUGGAGCCUUAUGGCUUCUUUUUGGAAAUCUAUAAAGCAACUUCUUUUUUUCUUUUUCGUUUUCUUUCUGUUGUAUUUUUAUGUAUUUGGUGUCGGUUUUGCCUAAUUGUCAUCAUCAAUAUAUCUAUAAUUUCACACUUAUAUAGGGGACACACUAUGUCAUUUCUCUGUAUGAUUCCAUGUUACAUAUGGUAUAACUUUGUUUUAUAACUGGAAUCUUGAAACUGCGAAAUGAGCACGUUGGCACAAAUUAGGCCCCAAGCAGAGAUCAGUGUGCUCUCCUGCUAACUGUAAAAAAAGAAUUCAGGAUACAAAGUAUUCAGUUAUUUAACUCGUUAUUACGUGAUGCAGUAAAACCCCUGUUUCUUACUACUUAAUUUAAAUUUUUUUAUUUUUCUUUCUUAAAUUCCAAAGCAAAAAAGGGAUAUACCCUGAAGACCAUGCACUACAAUGCACAAAAUCUUGAUUGUUCUAAAUCUAAAACCCAGAAGUUGGAAAUUUAAUCUAACAGUGUUUGGAUGGGUACUUUGUCAUCUAUGGUUAAAGGCAAACUGCACCCUAAUGUCAUUUUGUUUCACUUUGUAACAUUCGCAGCUGCAUAGGAUUGUCCCUGUCCAUAUAAAGGAUUUGUGUUUUGCUCAAUGGGACAAUCAGUUUUAUUUCCUACCUCACAGAGAGAUGAACAAACAUGGCUUAGAGCAGGCAGAAGAUAGUUUGCUUUAAUUUUUCUUUUCUUAUACCCUGCAAACAAGGUUUAGUUACAGUCAGCUCAGAAACCUUCAACACCUGCUCUUUGUGCUGUCCAUACAGCAUCAUCUUGUCCUUAUGACCGCUGUUCACACUACAAUUUUCAGUGUUAUCAGGAGCUGGACCUUAUCCAAUCCAGAACGCCUUAAGUCAUAGGGAAGCCAUAGAGUUAAUGAAGCAAUAACCCGAAGCAUUAAGUUAACAAAUCUGGUGAUAUCGCAGCAAAGUUCUGAACAGCACCCAGCUCCUGAAUUCAAUGAACUUUAUUUAGCUCUUCCUAGUGUUUUGAUUUCAUACCCAAGUUUAUUAUCCUAAAGUGUAAUUAACCCUUUUAUCCCCAAACUUUUGAUUGGUUAGAUAUUACUAUUUUGUUUUUAUUGUUCUUGCAUGUUUUAAGAUGAUUAACCAGCAAUAUAAAAGUCCAACUAUCAAUAGUAACCCAUUGAGUACCAAAGGGGUAUGCAGGGCCAUUGCGCAUCCGAUGUUCAAAUGUUUAAACCUGUUUAAAAUUAAUAGUGUUCUAUCCAACCCUCUGCAGUAAUUAAGAAUAACGUAGGAUUGGAAACACUACGAUUUAUUAAAUAUAUAUAUAUUAUACACCCUAUUGGCAGGAAUAAAACUAAACCCUUUGACAUGAAGACAUUUAGUUGUGUUCUAAAUGACCCUCAUAAUAGCUAUAAAGUAGAAAUGAGGAUAAUAAACUAGUCUUUUAGCACAAAAAGGGCUUAAGAAGAUACUUAUCUAUUGCAGACCAGACAAUGUUUUGGACUAAUUACAUUAGUAACUUGAUUUCACCAUUUCACAGACAGACUGUUUUUUUUUCUUCAAGUUUGAACUGGUCAAAAGUCCUAACGCUGUACAACCCUCUUAUGUUAUGAUUUCGUAUUCUUUAUUUUGUUCUUGGUUUCUAAGUAAAGAAAUCUCUCCUGCUAAAAAAUUUUCUACCUUUAUAAAAGAGAAGUAUAUGUUCUGCUCUAAAAAAAAAAAGCACACCUAGAUGUACAUAAAUCACAUGGAAAUAUAUAACUAUUUAUUCAUGUUUUGUAUAGCUGAUGUAAUAGAGAUUCUUAUGAAUUUGUGCUUUUAUAAAUGUUCUGAAACACUUUUGGUUUUGUAUGUGUCUUUGUGUGGGUAAUUUGUGUGUGUGUGUGCAUAUAUAGCCACUUCCCAAAUGGAAAUGGUAAAUGUAGUCUAAAAUUCUCAUGUACAAAUGUUUACACCGAAUAUUUUAGCACCUCAUAACCGUCCCAAGUCUGGAAAGCUAGUGUUACCCAGUUGUCAUGAAAUGGGGAUGCCAUGAAUACAUUGGCUAUUAGUGGUGGUAUUGGCAGUUAUUUGCCUUUAUAUAUAGGCAUCCAUGUACCUUUUAAUAAUGUCACCUGGGUACAAAAAGCACUUGGUCAGAAGAACUGUAUCUGAUUGAUUUAUAUACUGCAAUUUAGUGAACUGAAAACUAAAAUUUUAAAUUUAGGCUUAAAGUAGCCAAGCUGCCACUAUAAUUGAGAUAUAGAACUUUUCCAAAUCAACAAUUUUUGCCUAAAAUUUGAACUUUUAAUUUUAGUUCAGUACACUUCACUAAAUCAUAACGAAAGGGUUGUUUCUGAAGUAUUCUAUAACAGUAAUGCCUGAACUCGAUGGCCAUUUUACCAUUAUUUUUUUUUCUUGGUUUAAAGAUAUAUCCUGAUUUUCAAGUUAUGGUUAUGAUGUUUGUCAAAGUCGCAAAUUAAGGUUAUACCCAGUGUGUGAUAUUUUUCUUUCUGUUAUGGGAAAUAUUGCAUUAUCUGUGUUCUGUUUUAACCAAUUCCAUGCACCAUGAUUGAAACAACACACAUAUACAUUAACUGUCUUCACUGUGCUGCAAACGCCAUUUUGUAAUCUAUUCAGAACCAAAACAAAUAUCUCUUCUGUACAAAGCUCUUUAGGUAAUGGGCAUUCGCUUUAAAAGCUAGAUAAAGCCUAAGGUCUUUAAAACAACACUACAUACUAUCUGCCUUUUUUAAAAAUGGGAUCAAUUUAGGUCAGCCUGUUCAUGGAGAACUAAACUUUGGUAUGUUCUGUUAAUACUAUUUUCCACCCUAGUCAUUUAUUACAUCAUAAAAUCUUUAUGCUUAUAGAGUUGCAUUAUUUUACAAGUUAGAUUUACAUACUUUUUUCUUUAUCAUGGUGCUAUGAGGAUGACACAGCCUUGUAUUAUAGAAGAAAAGGUGACAAGAAAACUAGAUUGAAAUUUAUUCCCCCAAACAUUAGGUUUGUGUCAUCUUUGACCAUCUACGUGGGUGUAAGUAUAAAACAGGUGUCUUCAGAAGAAAUAGGCCCAUAUCUUAACAUUGUCUAUAUGGGUGUCAGAUAUUUGGUGCCUUGUUACAUUUUUUUAUUUAGCAUGGUUUGCUAACUGAACAGAUUACUUUUCCAUACAUGUAAAAAAAAAAAAUAGAUAUAAAGUCUGAAUAAGGUACACAGCCUUGUUUUUAUAAACCAGUCCAUGAGCCUCCAUCUAAAUAGAGAUACCAUUAUAUUCUUAUGAGAGCUUAUGCUUACCAAGGUAUAUAACACAUGUACCUUGCUACAAUUAAUUGAUUGUAAAUUUUCAUGCUAAAAGCAAUACUUACAGAAAAAAAAGGUUUUAUGGACAUUGAUGUAGGCGAGCUCAGCAAUCCUGCAAGAAGCAAAGCAUAUUUGAUACUCUAUUUAUUCCAUCAGUUAUAAGAUUUGCUUUUUGAUGUACCUUGAUCAGAAACAAAUCUUCUCAGCUGCAAACUGGUACUUCAGGUUCAAGAACUGUACAUAGCCUGAUUGAGAAUGUUACAGACAUUAAAAAACCAAACAAACCAUAAUUUACAUUCAAAGCUGAACUGGACAAAACCUGGACCAUUCAGUAUCAUUUGUCCUAAUGUUUCACUGCGGGUGUCAAUCAUUUUGUACAAAUUUUAUAAUCAAGGUCUAUGAAUGCAUUGUUUUAAAUUCCUUUAUUUAUCCUGCUUUAAAAUGUUAGACGCAGUUGCUCAUUUCCGAUUCCCAUCAACCGUAGCAGCUAUUCUUACGUAUGAUCACUAUAAACUGCAUAGCUUUUGCAACUUGUGAAGUUGAACUAUUACUAUAAAGGCUAACUUAAUACUGCAUAAUUGUGAUUACGGUUUCAUGUAUUGCAUUUGAUUUGCUGGUACUUCCGUGGCACACUGUACCCCACUAUCAUGUAUGAAUUUAUUGGAUACUUCAAGUGACACUCUGAUACAUGAAAUAACGUUCUCCUUUCUUUAGAAGAACCAUUGACUAUCUUGGAGGAAAUAUUUAUCCGAUACCUGCACCGUCACUCUUGACAAAACAGACUAAAUACUAAACACAAACCGAAAAUAAAUCUACAAUUCAGCACACUUGAAACAUAGUACUUAAUAACCCAUUGGGCAAGUUCACUCCUAAAUAAGAUUCAUCAUAUUUUAGAUCUAUCUAUCUAUCUAUAUACAUAUAUAUUAUUAUUUUUCUUUUAGUUCUUAAAUAAAUAAAAAAAUCAAUCCUAAGGAAAGUGCCUAUAAUUUUCACAUCUUUUUAACACCAAACCAUUAUUAAAACCUAAGACAGGCAGCCAAAAACAUACCAGAUACAUAUAAAAAUAUGAAUAGUUUUUUUUCUUAAUACUUAAAUUUAAUUAAUUGUAUCUCUUUUAUUGUGAUUUAGGAUUUAAUGGGCAACAUUUUCUGUUUCUCUUUUUUUGUGUGUGUUUUUUUUAUUUUUUAUAAAUGAUGCAAUCAUCUAUAUGUAAUAUGGAUAGUAUAAAAAUAUGAAUGUAUAUUUGGCUGAUGGGAUCAUGAAACAUUAGAAUUCCUGUGGACGAUACUUCUAGCACAAUUUAGGCAUAUGUUCUUUUUGGGGGUUUUUUUGUUAAGGUUAAAGGAACUUUUUUUUUUUUUUCCCUCAAAUAUUAUAUACACAUGAGUCUUCAUGGCACUGUGUGCUAUAGUGGAGAAUAUAGCUAGUGAGUCCUCUCCUUUUUCUAUGUCAGAAGUAUGUAAGCCUAUUAUACAUGCUUCCAUCCUUGGAGAUAGAACUACAUAGGUUUAAUGCUGAACACCACCUUCCAGGGAAUGUGUAUCAAUGUUGCAUUCAUACAUAUUUUUGCUGUUAGUAUUGCCACAUCUUGCACAUGAGACUAGUGCACUAAGUGACCAGAUUAAUAUAUUCUUUUACAUCCACAGGUAAUCUAGAUGUUUUUCUUUAUGUGCUAAAACAACAAUAUGAGGAGUAUAUCAAUUAAAACCUUAUAGUUUUAGACCCACUGUUUGCCCCUUUUGUAAGAACCCUUUUAACAAAAUUGCUUGUACAGGUCACUUUCAAUGGCUGUCCACUACCUGUAGAAGUUCAGCCAGUAUUGACCUAACAUAAAUGCUAAAUUUAAAGUGACCUUCAAUCUUUCGAGGCUACUUCACACAGGAAAAUUUAUAUUUUAAAAUAUAAAACUGAAAAUUAUUUUCACUUACAUAAUCUCUACAAUAAAGUGCUUUCAUAUAAAAAAAACAUGUAAACGUGUAAGUAUAUAUAUUUGCACAAUGGCAAUACUUUAUAUAACGUACAAUUAUAUUACAUUAUUGUACUACAUGGAAAAUCUAUAAUAUUGUAUAUGUGUUCCCCAGGUGUUCAGUCUUUCUAAGAAGGAUCUCUCCCAGUAAGUGAGAAAUUGUGUUAAUUUCACUUUUCCUAGGGAAGGGUUAUUUCUUUAACAUUCUAUAAAUCUUUGCGUUCUUGCCUUUUUUAUGUUGCGGCUUAUUUUUAUUUGCCCUACAUUAUGUUUUCAGUUGUAGUUAUUUGUGAUUCUUAUUAGCAGUCUUCCAAAACUAAUGAUAUAAAAAGGGGAACCCACAUUCUACAUAGCUGCCGGCACUUAAAUGGUAUGUGACACACUCCUCUGUUGGCAGGAAUAUGCCCUAAUCGACUGCGAUAAAUACUCUUGUUUCUGUUCUCUCCUGUAUGCUAUGUUUGAUCACAUAAUGGUGCUUUUAUACUGCAUUCAGCACAUCCAUUUUUAGAGUCUACGUUUUAGAUAAAUUUAAAAGGAAAAAAAACUUGCUGUGUUUAUGGAACUACUUCUGUAUUGUUGAAAAUGUUGUAAAAAUAAAAGAAAAAAUAUUUAAUUAC
This is a messenger RNA of Pelobates cultripes (western spadefoot toad), 21918 nucleotides long. The record is from the annotation of a GenBank genome assembly. NCBI's taxonomy places the organism in Eukaryota, Metazoa, Chordata, Amphibia, Anura, Pelobatidae.